CAGAGCCUGUCCUUCAGCUGCUGAGCUUGCUCAACCAGUGUUUCCUGUCUUCCUCCACUAGCCUCUCCAAAAUGUCUGUCAGAAUAACCAAAAAUACCUACAGGAGCACCACCUCUGUUCCCACUCGCUCCUUCAGCAGCCGUUCCUACACAGCUGGCCCCGUGGGCAACACCAGGAUAAGCUCGACCUACUCCAGCUAUGGUGGGAGCAGGUAUGGAGGAGGCAGCAUGCGGGGACCAUCGGUGGGCUACGGACUCGGUGCCGGGGGUGGCCUCGCCGCCGUCAGCGUCAAUCAGACCCUGUUGUCACCCCUCAACCUGGAGAUCGACCCCACCCUCCAGCACGUGCGGAAGCAGGAGAAGGAGCAGAUCAAGACCCUCAACGACAAAUUCGCCUCCUUCAUUGACAAGGUCCGCUUCCUGGAGCAGCAGAACAAGAUGCUGGAGACCAAGUGGAACCUGCUGCAGGGCCAGAAGACCACCCGCAGCAACAUGAACAGCAUGUUCGAGGCCUACAUCAACAACCUGCGCAGGCAGCUGGAUGGCCUGGGCCAGGAGAAGCUCAAGCUGGAGGCUGAGCUGGGUAACAUGCAGGGCCUGGUGGAGGACUUCAAGAAUAAGUACGAGGAUGAAAUCAACCACCGCACUGAGAAGGAGAACGAAUUUGUCCUGCUGAAGAAGGAUGUGGACGAGGCCUACAUGAAUAAGGUGGAGCUGGAGUCCCGGCUGGAAAGCCUGACUGACGAGAUCAACUUCCUGAGGCAGCUGUAUGACGAGGAGCUGCGUGAGCUGCAGUCCCAGGUCUCUGACACCUCUGUGGUCCUGACCAUCGACAACAACCGCAAGCUGGACCUGGACGGCAUCAUCGCGGAGGUUAGAGCGCAGUACGAGGAGAUGGCCAACAGGAGCCGGGCGGAGGCUGAGAACAUGUAUAAGAUCAAGUACGAGGAGAUCCAGGCGGUGGCGGGGAAGCACGGGGAUGACCUCCGUACCACCAAGACCGAGAUCAAUGAGCUCAGCAGGAUGAUCCAACGGCUACAGUCGGAGAUUGAUUCUCUAAAAGGCCAGCGUGCCAGCUUGGAAGCAGCCAUUACUGAGGCCGAGGAGCGUGGCGAGAUGGCCAUCAAAGAUGCCAACGCCAAGCUGGCUGAGCUGGAGGCUGCCCUGCAGAGAGCCAAGCAGGACAUGGCCCACCAGCUGCGGGAGUACCAGGAGCUGAUGAACGUCAAGCUGGCGCUGGAUAUCGAGAUCGCCACCUACAGGAAGUUGCUGGAAGGAGAGGAGAGCAGGCUGGAGUCCGGGAUGCAAAACAUGAGCAUUCAGACCAAGAUGACUGGCUAUUCAGGUGGGCUUGGAAGCGCAUACGGUGGUUACGGGGGAGGAUACAGCAGCUCAUACUCGAGCGGCGGCUACUCCCUGAAUUCACCCACACUGGAGAGCUCGGCUCUUGCCAGGUCAAAGGCCAUCGUGAUCAAGAAAAUUGAGACCAAGGACGGGAGACUGGUGUCCGAGACCUCCAACGUCCUGUCCAACUGAGCAGCCACCAGAUGAGCCUCCACAGCUUAAAAGUACCUUAAGAGAUGAGCCUUUCCUGAUCAGCUGGGCCACUCGGACUCUGGGGGAGACUGGGACAAGGGCUGGAGCCCAGGAUCUCCCCCCCCCCCCCCAAACCCAGCAGCGUUUGCAAAUUCUCUUGUGGUAAUCGAUGAGUCGUCUGAUGCCCCAGAUGCUCCCCCUGCCUGUCCCUCUCCUUCACGCAUGAGGAGGAGGAGCUGAGAACCCACCCAUUAGAGUCCAGAUGGCCAGGUUUCCAUCCCUUGCUCCUUUCUCUUUCCCUUGCUGCUCCAUCCAGCACAGUCUCCACUUGGAAGACUGGCUCAGGCCUGGACCAAGCAUUUUAAUCGGUGUCUCCCAGAGCUGUUAGAUGCAGAGAGUCACAAAUGCGCCCCGUGGUGCGAGCCCUGUGUGGGCACAGACUUCCUCUCUUUUCCGGGGGUAUGCGACCCCCCCCACUCCACCCCUUCCAUGAGGCUCCGUCCCCACCGUGCCAAUAUUCCAACUCCUUUCCCAAAUCCCCGCCUCCUCCCCUGAGUACGUCAUGUUCCUGCUCCUCCCCACCCCUCCUGGAGCGUGCUAAUGCUGCCAAACAGUUGUUUGGCGGCGGCCGGGCAGGAAACGCUGAGAGGUAGGCAGAGGAGUGGGGACGUGGCGCACUCGGGGGAGGAGGAGGUGGGGCGGGGGGUUGAGGGGAGCUUGGCUGCCAGUGGGUGCACAGCACCCACUAAUUUUUCCCCUUGGGUGCUCCAGCCCUGGAGCACCCACAGAGUCGGCGGUUAUGGCCAGAAUGCCAACAAUGUGGCAUCAUAACGUCCCUGCGGCAUGAUACCAGCCUUACUCAUUGGUCUGGGCCCCAGCAUCCCCAGGCUCUGAGGUUGUUGGAAAAUGGGUUCUUGAUUAUUACAAAAGGCCUCAAUCUCAUGGCAGUGGUCCCCAAACUGUGAGGUGUACCCCCCCCCAGAAGGGGUGGGGAGGGAGUGCUCCCCAGCCCCGUUCUGCCCCCAGCUCCAUUCCAGCCCUGCCCCCAGCUGCAGUUCUGGCCUCGGCCCCCAACUGUUGCCCCACUCCUGGCCACAGCCCCUGACUGCAGGCUCACUUCUGGAUGCAGCUCCUGGGGGGCUGCGAACCAAGUAAGGAGGUGGGGUCCGAGUUUGGGGACCAUCGUCUCACGGCCACAUGAUGCCAGGACCUUAACAGUCAGUCCACUGCUUUGUGGCUCUCUUCAUUGCCAUAACAUGAGAUCUCCUUCUCUCUGGGUGGCUGGGAGGGAGGAAAAGGGUGGUUCCCCCCCUCCCCCCCCAGCUAUCUGGGGGAGGCAAUGGUUGGGGGAAGUUGCCAGUUCUGUUCCCAGUGGGUCAGCAAUCAAGGCUCCUCUCCAGCUUGGGCAUCCCCGGUUCAAUGCUUGCUCAGCACAACUGAUGAUGGAACUAAAGCACUGAGGCCAACUCUGUGAAAUGUGUGAUUCUUCCUUUCUCUUCCACCCCCUCAACUGCCUUGUGUGCGGGGGGGAGGGGGUGUUGACAUUAAGCAACAUUAUCUCUCUUUCCUCCUUCUGCAGUACAAUGUUCAGAUGCUAGAGACUGAAGCUGUGUGUUGUGUCCUUUCUCAUGGAGGGCCGUACCAUCUCCAUUUUCUCAAUAAAGCUGUUAUUGAUAA
Caretta caretta (loggerhead turtle) is the source of this 3212-nucleotide messenger RNA. RefSeq names its product keratin 8 (gene KRT8). The record is from RefSeq and is a predicted model, not a curated record. Gene Ontology annotation, cellular component: keratin filament. NCBI's taxonomy places the organism in Eukaryota, Metazoa, Chordata, Testudines, Cheloniidae.